Molecule: messenger RNA, 3192 nt
Organism: Meloidogyne enterolobii
Lineage: Eukaryota; Metazoa; Nematoda; Chromadorea; Rhabditida; Meloidogynidae
Source: the annotation of a GenBank genome assembly
AUGGAUUGUGAUCUUGAUGCCAUUAAAAAGGCGAUAGGCCAUGAAUCAGAUGAUAGUGACAUUGAAGCCAAUGAAGAAUUGAUGGCCGAAUUAUUAGCUUUAAAUGUUAAGAGACCAAAACAAACUCCAAAAACAGCACAAAAACCAAAACAACAAAAACGCGAAUUUGUUAUUCCUAGUAAUAUUUUAAAUCUUGAAAAUGAUGAUGUUGAUAUGGAAGUUUCUGAAGCAGACAUGAAUGAUAAGGAUUUACUUUCAGAAUUGGGUGGUCUGGUUGGUAGCCAGUUUAAUAAUGACGUUGAACUCAACGAAGAAAGUACUUCACAAUCCAAUAUUACUCAAAACCACGCUUCCUGCCAGUCACUUAUAGAUAUUAAAUCAGAGGAAGAGGAAGUACCAUCCAAAGAAAAAGAAUCUCCUUCAAAAAUGGAUACUUCAUCAAAUAGAGUUGAGCCUAGAAAUCCGAUGUCUGAAGAAUUUGUCCAACCAACUCGAAAUGACAACCAGCCUUCGUCUUCUUUAGAUUCUAUUGCCCGUACUCUUCUUACAAGAAGGCGUAAACUCUACUUGGAAAGAUCAAAGGCUGCCAAAGAAGCAAAUGACAAAACUGUGGCUGUUGAAGCUUUUCAAACUUUUAAAUUAUUUAAUCAAGCAUUAGCAAAAACUGUCGCGGAACCUUACAUGAGUGAUGAACUCAAAUUAGUUACAUCAAGACAAAUGCAACUUAAGAAAGCUGCAUUAACUGCCAAGAAUCAAGGGGAUAUGGACACGGCUAAAGAGUUAUUAUCGUUGGCAAUGAGAAUGAAACCAAUGGUUGAAGCUGCUGAAUGUGGUCUUCCAAUUGAUGUUCAACAAAUACCUAGUUUACCUUCUACUUCUAAAGCGUUAUCCACUAAAAUUUCAAAAAGAGUUGCUGUGGAUCCAGAGACUUUAAAAAAAUGUCAGACUUUAGAACGUGAAUUGCUCAAACAAAUUGCUCUAUGUACUGAAAAGUCUAGUCAAUUUCAGUCAGUAGGGGACUCCAAAAAUACUCUUUUUUAUGAAGCAUUGCUACAAACUUGCAAAAAAGACCUUCAAAGCGUUCAAAUGGCUAUGUUAGGAAAUGCUGAAUUCCCCAGUUUUAAAAUUGUUGAAUUAACUCUUCCAAAUAUUCAAAUUAAUCCUUCAAUAUCAGAUGAACAUUUACAAUUAAAAAUUGAAAAAAUAUCAAAUUUACAAUUGCCAAAGGGAUGGACAGCUUCAGAUUUAUAUUUAUUUGUCUCUUAUAAAUUUGCUUUUUCUAUCGAUUCACAAGUUCAGCAGACAGGGAAAACUUCUGUUGUUAAAGGAACAUCUUCGCCAGAAUUUCCUGAUGUUUUCCAGUUGAAUAUAAAUAGAAAAAAUAAAUUUUUAAGAUUUUGCAAAAGAGGCUCAAUUAAAUUAGAGAUCUUUCAAAAAGGAGGCUUCUUUAGAAGUGAUAAAUUAUUUGGACAUGCGGAGGUUCCUUUACAAGAAUUGGAACAAAAUAUUUUUAUUCGAGGACAAUAUAAAAUUUUGGAAGGAAAGAAAAAAACUAAUGGAUCAAUUUUUGUUGAUAUUCAAAUUAGUAAGCCAAUUGGAAUUAGCAAUUCUGGAGGUGCUGUAAAACGUAAAUGGAUAAUGGAUAGACCUACAACCGCAUCAAAUAGUUUACAUUUAGAAAGUAAUAUACAAAGUCACCGUUCGCAUUCACACUCUCAUAGCCGUUCUGCGACACGUGGAAAUCGUCAAGAACCCGGUGUUGAUUUAAUAUGUAAAGUUAAAUAUACAAAUAAAUUGCCAGAUUUACCUUUUGAGCCAAAAUUUCUGCAAAGUCCAUUUGUUUCAUUAAAUCGUUUUGUAAAUUAUAAGCCAUCUACAUUAGAAAAAAACUUCAAAUAUGAACUUUUGACAGAGCCAGAUUUGAAUGUUAAAAUUGACUUAAUUUCGACAACUUAUCAAUUAGAUGGGAUUGAUAAACCACAUUUACAUCCCAUUGAUGAACAAUUACUUGAAGAUGAGAGUAUUCAACAAUUAAAUACAAAACGAUCAAUUCAGCACAGAAAAGUUGUCCCAUGGAUGCGUAAAACAGAAUAUAUCAGCACAGAAUUCAAUCGUUAUGGUCUUGGUCAAACAGGAGUUGACCGUCCCGACACUAAAAUUGGUUAUGGAAUGAAAAAUAGAUUAAAAGAUGAAACUAUUGAUUAUAAAGACCGUUCUUCACAGAUUGCAGCAAUUGAGAGAACAUUUGAACACGCAAAGAAACCAAUUAAACGGCAUUAUUCACGUCCUGGUGUAACAGCAGUUGAAGAAAUUCCAAUUCUUCCAGACUUUGAUUUGUGGAAAUUUCCUUUUGCACAAGUUUUAUUCGAUGCCGAUCCUUUACCUUAUUGUAAAAAUCAUAGACAAGAGAAAUUGACUUUAUCAAUUCUUAGAGGAAUGGCUGAUUCUGAAGGUAAUCAAUUUGUCGGAUAUUUCUCUCCUUUCGAUGAAGCACUUGAACAACGACUAGCUGAUGAUAAAAAAGAAAUUGGGUCAUAUAAAGAAGAUUUCGAGUAUCAACACAAACUUGAAAGAGAAUAUAAUUGGUCUGUACAAAACAAGGCAACGAAAGGAUAUGAACAGGAAAAUUAUUUUAUGGUUCUACGUGGGUCUACUUUUUAUUAUAAUGAAUUGGAAACUCGAGUUAAAUUAGCAAGACGUGUUAAGGGAAGUAAUACUUCUACAUCAAAUAACACAAUACUUUCUGUUACAAAUCGAAUGUUGGACAGCAAGGAAUUGAGUCAAAUGAAUCAAAGAUCUAAUCUGCUUUAUGGUUUGCAAGAAGAAGAGGAGGAAGAAGAAGCUGAAGAAAACGAAGAGAAGGAAGAAGAAGAGAAAGAGGAAGAGGUUGAAGAACACGAAGAGAAAGAUGAAGAAGAACAGGAAGAAGCAGAAUCAGUAGCAGAUGCUGAACCUACAACCCCUAAGGAGGUGGAAACUGAUGAAGAAAAAUCCAACAAAGAGGAUGAUGAUAAUGAAAAUCAGGAAGAGAUCGAGCAAGUUGAUAGGGAUGGAGAAGAAGAGGAGGAAGAAGGUCAGCAAGUUGUUCAACAACCUGAGGUAGAGGAAGCGGAGGAAGUUGGUGCAACAACUGAGAGUUCUGAAGAAGAAUCUAGUACUUCGUCUGAUUCUUCUGAUAAAGAUGAUGAAUAA